AUGACCUUAGGAGGUCCAUCAAGGCCUAAAAGGCCUCUCCCUUCUCCUGUAGAUCUCACCACCCCGACUCCUCCUAAACAAACAGGUCCAUUGGAUCAAUACUUUCUCUUCAAACCCGGACCUUCACCUUCUAAACCACUAGCUUCAGUGACAUUGGACAAGGGCAAAGGGCGCGUUAUCGACCUGACAAGCGAUACGAGCUCAAAAACUUCAAAAGUAUCCAAGGCUGCAAGUACGCGUAGUGCAAGUGACGAAGAUCUUCCCUCCGUAUAUGAUCAACUCGUCAAAAGCUGGUCUCAACAAGGUAUAGCCCAUAGUCCAAAGACUAAAGUUUCUCAGACUCACCCAUCUUCUCUUCAAGCUCAAUCGUACCCUCAUGGUAGUAAGUUGAAGAGUGAACCUAUAUCUCCAGUAACCAAACGACAUAAGAAUAGACCUGCAAUCUCUCAUAACUUCGUCGCUUCAUCAUCUUCGACAUCAGAACUCAGAAGGAAAGCCAAGAUAUACCCUUCGAAAGGACACGGUACCUUUCUGGAUCCUCUAGAAAUACUUUCUAGUGAAGGAUCAUCUUCAUCUGGAACUCCGAGAGAACCUUUGAAAACUCUUCCAAAUCCUCGGAAACCACCCUCCGUCCCCGUUUCCUCGAUUUCAGUCCCGCCAGCGAGACCAUCGACCAAGGAUUUACACGAAAAUUCAGCUCUAGUCUCCCAGGUUUCUCUUCCUCUCCUCUCUGAUAUCACCUCUGUCCCCAUUACUGCCAGCCCGUUAAAGUCACGUCCAGGUCGGGGUGCUUUUGGAAGUCACGUCAAACGUAACAGCAUGUCGCCCGGAGCACUCAAAGGGAGAAGUAUCAAUCUCAACUUGAGUCAAACGUCUUCUCUCGAUACCAACCCUCAUCCUUCUCUCUUCGCCCCUCGACGUACCACUCAACGAUCAACAUCAUCUCUCCCUACCAAACGGAAGCGGUCGAACAAAGAACAACUGAAAGAUAAAGACGAAGCCUAUCAUCCUCACUCGUCCACAUCUGACCGAUCUCAACCCUCAAAGAGAAUAGAGUUGAGGAAACGGGAUAAUACGAUCAACUACGAGAUUCCUGCUCUAGAUGCUGAGCAAUGGCCAAUCGGUCCUCCCUCUCAUUCCAUUAGUUCGAGGAAACCUGCCCGUAACAUAACAGUGCUACCUGCACAUCCCACUCCUGCACACUCACCUCUCAAAACGAGCAGUCCUCUAACCCCUUUGGAAUCACAAGAUGAUCUAUGGAGUUUGAACUCUUCUCCCGAACGCCCACCCCCUCAGGUGCCUCCGGAACCUCUCCCAAUUACAAAAUCAAUGUUCGUCGAGGAUGAAAAGGAGCGGCAGGAGCCAACUUCUGACGAACCUGAAGAACCCGUUGAAGAGGCCGAUAUUUUGGAUGAGUUUGCAGAAUUCGACUUUGCCGCUUCACAACAUUCCCAACAUUCGCAACCAAAUACACCGUCGUCCAAGUCUAUCAUCAACACUUUUACCACUCCCAGAUCCACUCGUAAACAUUCGGUGCCCCUUUCUUCCCCACGCAAACGCCCUGCCAGGGCUUCUUCUCAUCCUGCUCUUACCCCAAGCAAACUCGUCUCCCAUGCUUCCACUGCUCUGUCACCACCAUUGCGUUCCCCCAUGGUCGUUAUGAAACAGAAAACACCCAUGAAAUCGCAUCAUCGAUUGCCCGUCGUUACUCACGCCGUCGAGGAAUUGAUGGCCAAAGCGGAGGCUGAGGCUGCUGCCAGAGUCGAGCAUGAAGCAAGAAAGAUUGAAGAGCGUCGUCGACGGAUGCAAGCUUCUAACCUUGACGUUGCCGUAGAUACGGAGAAAGACGAACCAUUAGAAGAAAUAAAUUUAUCUCUCACUUUCGCAUCGAAAAAUGAAAAAGAGAUUCCAUCAAUUGCAGAAGACUUCGGUCCUUCUCGUCGGUCAACACGUGCUCAAACAAAAAGUACAACUCCCCAACCCCAACCGAAAGCAAUGUCUAAACCUAAAGUUUUGACCGAUGGUGACAAGUUUUUCCGAGCUUUACCACGAGCAAUACGUCGUAAUGAUCCAGACGCUCCAUCUAGAACUCUGGACAUACUUCGUGGAUGCGCGUCGAGAAGAGAACAUGAAGUACCUUAUCCCACACCGGAUUCCGCUGAAGGCUCGGGAGAUAGUUCGGAUCUGGACGAGCAUGAAGAGGUAGAUCUUGAUGCGAUGGAAAAGACUUUGGCGGAGGAUGCCAAGGUCGACGUGGAUGUUUUAAGGAGAGUGAGAGAUGGUGCGAAGGAGAGCAAUUCGCGCAGGGAAAGUAUGGAUGGUUGGGAUGGUUUCUGGGGACCAAGAAUCGAAACGAUGGAGGUGGAGAGGAAAUUGAUAGUCGCUGAGGAGGUGGUAAUCGAUGGUGAUGCAAUUGAGGAAUUGCUCGUGGAAGCUAUGAAUGCUGAUGAUGUACCCACUGCAACUUCACUCAUCACCUCGAAUGUAGUCGUUCGACUGGCCAAUCCUGGUGGAUCCUCAUCGCGCGAUCCUAAGAAACUCCUGUUGCUUGAAUGCGUGACCGAGUGGCUCAUCACGACUGUAUUUGCCACCGAGGACCCGUACUCUGCACUUGCUGUCGAUGCGCUGUGUCAUGUCUUCAGUUUGAACGUCUACGGUCAUAUUUGUUGCGACGAUGAAUACAAACGCAUCAUCGACGUUUGGCGUGCUCUAGGAGCCAAAGCCGAUUACCUCAUCACGGACGACUUUCGAGACGAACGUAUGGAAAGCGGUCUACCCGCCCGCCUUCCCCUGGUCCGUCUGGCUCGUGAUGCGGCGUGUCAACGCAUAUGCGAGCUGGUUUCAUGUACGAUCAGCCGCAUGCCACCAGUUCCUGAAUAUCAUUGGCUUACGUCUGGUCUCAUAGCUUUGGCGGUGGACCGAAGUACCUCACAAGCGUUACGAAGGUGCAUAGACGAGACUUUGGCAAAAAUAUGGGAUAUAUGGUCAGAGAAUGAUGAAGACGGUUUUGUCGCAUGGGACGCUUUAGUUCAGAUCCUGCAAACUUCAAUUCCCAAAGAAACAUACCCUGUUAUACUGCAAGCCGUAGGUCAGAGGAAUGAAGCUAGCUGCGAAAUUGGACAAAGAAUCGCUAUGGAUUUCUUGCUACCGGAAUGGCCAGAGAUAUUCCCCAAAAGCUGUUUAAAGUCAAUCCCUUGGGCACCUCCUAUCCAGAUACUACUUCAUGCAGCAAAAGAAAUGUAUCAAUCCGUCCUCUCAUCUUCGACCGAUUGGGUGGUAUUUGAGGGCAAAUUAUCUUAUCUAUCUGUUGCGAUGGGGAAUAUGGACGCUUUGGUAGCUCGAUGUCCUAUGGAUAUGGAAUUAGGGUUGCAGGAAGCAUUGGAGAAACAUCCGAUCAUGGAAUUGAGAGGGAUUUUAGUAAGAAUUCAUGGAAGGAUACGAGAAGUGCCUGAAAAACUAUCCACUCGACAGAUAUCUGUUGGAAAAAUCAAAGCUCGUCUAUCUCAAAUGACCCUCACGCUAAAGAUGAGACUUGAAGAUUCUGCUAAACGAUAUCGUAGGACACUCCGACCGCGUCUUGGUCCUUCCUUAGAAGAAGGCUCAACGGGCGGACAAACGAGAUUGAUGUUCGGGGCGGACAAGCAUUCAACCUUAUCCGGGACCUUAGGAGACCAAAUCAGGAAGUAA
Tremella mesenterica DSM 1558 is the source of this 3687-nucleotide messenger RNA. RefSeq lists its product as uncharacterized. The coding region runs from base 1 to 3687 and encodes 1228 amino acids. The record is from RefSeq and is a predicted model, not a curated record. The transcript is spliced from 10 exons. Lineage: Eukaryota; Fungi; Basidiomycota; Tremellomycetes; Tremellales; Tremellaceae.